AUGAAAGAAAUUCUCAGCAUAAACUUAGGGCAAUGCGGAAUACAGGUAGCCAGUUGUUUCUGGGAAAUAUUCUUCAAUUCAUUGCGAAAACGCCAUGACGACCAAGCGGCAGCCCUGGAGGAAGUCCAAAGCUUUGUUUACCACCCAGAUAUCGAUUUACCUUGUAGAAACGGCCUGACAGAACCAUUAGAUAGUCUUGUCAGUAAGCUUAGGGCUCGUUGUAUCUUGGUAGAUACGGACCUCGGUACGAUAUCCGAAAUCAUGCAAAGAAAACAGCUGUGCCACAUUGACGGUGAAAAUAUCAUAUGCGGCACUGAAGCUACAGGAAACAACUGGUGCACUGCCUAUUUCAAUUAUGGACCGCAGUAUCAUGACGCCAUCGAGGAUUUGUUUGCAACCAACUUGGAGACUUGUGACGAAUCAUUUCAAUAUUUCAACCUCACCUUUGGGCUUUCUGGAGGCACAGGUGGUGGUCUGGGGAGCUACAUCCUCGACAUGUUGAAUGACAGCUACGGUAAAAUACAUCGUAUUUGCAACGUCAUAACCCAAGAUAGCAUGGCCGCGGUUUCCCCCUACAAUACGUUAUUUUGUCUGAAACACCUGAGCGAAAUGGGCACAAUGACAAAUUUGUUCUCCAACGAAGCUCUUUUGCGUCAAACAUCACAAUCUACAGCUGCAAUAUUACGUGAAUCUACGAAAAACAUACCGAACAAGGAGGCUGGAUUCAAUGCAGAGAAUGCCCUCAUCAGCACUCACAUGAAAGAAAUAGGCCUCGCCACCGUUAGUAAUAGAUACCCCGGUUUCAACAUGAGCUCCAUAUUGAACACAUUAAUCCCUUUUCCAGGGCCGAAUCUUAUGUGUCCAUCCAUGGUUCCCAAGCAUUUCACCAAGGAACCCGUCACCACUGAAGCGCUGAUCAACGAAUUGCUUCGGCCCUCAAAUCGUAUAUCCCCAAUACCACCGAAAGUAAAGACUUUUCCUAUGGCAAUGGCUAUACAUGCUGACUUUGACAGCAGCUCCUUAAAAUACAUAAAGCGCCUUAAGCUGCGACACAACAUGAUCGGUUGGAUGAGAGAUGCCGCACAAAUAUCGCUUCCUGGAGCAUUUGCUCAAGAUACUCUAACUGAUAAACCGAAAGGUAUGUAUGGAAUAAUACAUGACUGUUCCAUUUCUUCAUUUCUAUUGAGCGCCAUUUCCAAUUUCGAACGUUUGUACGCCAAGAAGGCAUUCUUGCAUCAUUUCAGCGACACAUUGGACACAGAAGAUUUUACACUGGCCAGGGACCAUAUAACGGCACUUCAAAAUGAUUACACCGAUAUAUCAAAAUACAUGGUGCCACCUCAUCGUUUACUGGAUGAGAAGUCGGUCGCCUCGUUGGGCGUGAAGCUGAAAAAAGUUAGCGACUCUCAGUGUAGAGACCCUUGGAACACCGUGCCAGGACACUUAGAAAGUAAUAAACGUCAUUGGUGGGAUUUAAAUGGCAGGCCAUUGUUGUGA
Molecule: messenger RNA, 1497 nt
Organism: Babesia sp. Xinjiang
Lineage: Eukaryota; Apicomplexa; Aconoidasida; Piroplasmida; Babesiidae
Gene: tug1
Product: Tubulin gamma chain
Exons: 1
Coding region: 1-1497 (498 amino acids)
Biological process (GO): microtubule cytoskeleton organization; mitotic cell cycle
Cellular component (GO): microtubule; cytoplasm
Molecular function (GO): structural constituent of cytoskeleton; GTP binding
Source: RefSeq, a predicted model, not a curated record